AUGCUGACGCCCGAAGACAUCGUUGCGAUCUUCAAGCGCCUACGCUCGAUGUCCUUGCGCCGACGAAUUCAUUUCAUGGAGUACUUCAUUGUUGCCAUCGAACGACCAUUCAUCCCCAACACCAGGCUUCAACUUGGCACCAUGUCCGACGUUGAUUCAACCCUGAAGUUCCGAUUUGACGUCGCCGGUGUCAACAGACUGGUUCUUCUGCUGCGGACCCCGGGCGUUUUCAUCACCAAAUCCAACGACCGCUGCCUCGGCACUAAGGCCCUGUGCAUUGUAUUGCAUAGGUUGUCUUAUCCACGACGCUACAUCGACAUGGUGGUGGUGUUUGGCCGGUCGCGCGAAUCACUGUGCCGAUUCUUCAACGACAUGGUGGACCUCCUGUAUGGUAUGUGGAACGAACGCAUGUCCAAACCUGCCGCAUCACCCCGACCCAGCUUGGCCGACCAUCCGGACAUGCAACGGCAUAUCUACAGUGACCACAAGCGAAUCCAUUACCUGAAUUUUCAGGGUGUGAUUGCAACCGACAGCAUUUGCAUCCACUUUUGGGGGCACGCUACGUUGCUCAAGGAAAGUCGACUUGUCGAGUUUCUGAACGACCGAGAAACGUCAUUUGCUGGUGCGAUUAUCCUGCCUAUGGCGACCCGGCUUAAGGGCAAGUGCAUCAGCGCCCAACAACGGUACUUUAACUCUGCCAUGAGUCUUGUUCGACUCUCUGUUGAGUGGUCAUCAUUUGGGCGCAUGAAAACGCUGUGGCCAUUUAUCACGUUCAAAAUGCAACAAAAAAUCAUGCUCCAGAAUUACAUGCACGGACUAAGUGCUCACAUCGAGAAGAAGGUGGCUCUUCUACUACCUGAGAAGUUCGCCCUUGUGUUCGAUGGUCCGAGCGCGCGAGUUGUCAAAUACCUAAGUUUUGAGAGCGCCAUUGUCAAGAUCCUCCGCGGCACCGAGACAACGAUGACAGCUGAAGAGUGUGAAAGCGUGAUCAAGCUGCGCAAUGAAGAAACUAUCGAGUCCAGCGCGGCGGCCGUGGCGCUUCCUGUGAUGUCUCUGGCCGAGCGGGCGUUGAAAAAGAAGAAGGUGACGCGCGUGACGAGCGGCUUCAUGGAUUGCCGGUUCUUGUGCACAACGUCGAACAUGUGUGAGCGCUGGCCAUCGGAAACCGACGUUGCAGCAUGA
Messenger RNA from Aphanomyces astaci, 1182 nucleotides. RefSeq lists its product as hypothetical. The record is from RefSeq and is a predicted model, not a curated record. The coding region runs from base 1 to 1182 and encodes 393 amino acids. The transcript is spliced from 5 exons. NCBI's taxonomy places the organism in Eukaryota, Oomycota, Saprolegniomycetes, Saprolegniales, Verrucalvaceae.